Messenger RNA from Aureobasidium namibiae CBS 147.97, 732 nucleotides. RefSeq lists its product as uncharacterized. The annotation marks the transcript as partial. The record is from RefSeq and is a predicted model, not a curated record. Lineage: Eukaryota; Fungi; Ascomycota; Dothideomycetes; Dothideales; Saccotheciaceae. The transcript is spliced from 2 exons. Gene Ontology annotation, cellular component: COP9 signalosome.
AUGGAACAAAGCCGAGCAAUCAACGCGCUGGCACCUUUCCUCGCUCUGUCAAAAUCGGCCACAUCAGCUCGCGCGGCUGCCGAUUUGGUCACCCAGGCUACCUCAGCCACUCACACCUACGUCUUUGGCGAGCUGCUCCAGACGCCAAACAUUCAGAGUCUGCGCGACGAUGCUCAAUACCGUAACCACUACACGCUGCUCGAGCUAUUCGCCUGGGGAACCUGGGCUGAAUAUCAGACUCUAGCCUCAACAUUGCCCUCGCUGUCAGCAGUCCAACAACAUAAACUCCAACUUCUCACCCUCCUCACCCUCGCCGCAAACACAACACCCACCACCCCACUCACAUACGCAAACCUGCAAUCUGCACUGUCUCUCGACUCGCCUUUGGCCCUCGAACGCCUAGUCACCGACGCCAUCUACGCAGACCUCCUCACCGCCACCUUGAACCCCGCACAAGGCAUCGUCGCCAUCAGCAGUGUUGCCGCCCUACGCGAUCUCAACCCUGGCAGUGUAACGCGCAUGAUGGCAUCCCUGGAUACAUGGAGCAACACAUGCGACGAUGUGCUCAAAGAGUUGGAGGCGCAGAUGAAGAGCGUGAUGGAUGCUGCCGAGAAGAGGUCUCACGAGGAGGCUGUGCGUGCGGAGCAAGUACAAAGGGCUGAGGGUUUGCCAGGUAAGGAUCAGGUGGUUGAGAUUGAUGCUAUGGAGGUGGAUGAUGGUGGUCAGAAGAGU